This is a messenger RNA of Closterium sp. Naga37s-1, 1884 nucleotides long. NCBI's taxonomy places the organism in Eukaryota, Viridiplantae, Streptophyta, Zygnematophyceae, Desmidiales, Closteriaceae. The record is from the annotation of a GenBank genome assembly.
AUGGCGCUACCGCUGCGCAUCUCGCGCCCCCCCCUUCCCUGCCGCCGCUCGUCGCCCGAGCACUCCCAUCUGCGCUCUCCGCGGCCUCCUCUGCGCCUGACCGCUGCGCUCACCACAGCGCCUGCCGCCCUCCGCACAGCGCUCCCCCCAGCCACAUCGCCGGCCGCCCCGCCUCGCGCCGUCCGCCGACCCACGGCGUGCCGCUCCGCGGCGGAAGCGGCUGGGUUGGCGUCGUUUCCGUGGGAGAACGCGGUGCCGGGGGGAGGGGCGCGGGGCGGGGAGGAGGAGUGGGGGCGGGGGAACGCGGAGGCAGCGGCGGGGGAUGUGGAGGCUGACGUGGUCAUUGUGGGUGCUGGCGUGGUGGGGCUGUGCAUCGCUGACGCACUGCUGAUGUCAUCACCCGACACCAGAGUUGCGGUGAUUGAUAGUGCUUGGCCCUGUGCCGGGGCUACAGGCGCAGGUGAGCGGCGCAGUGAGACGCGCAGGGCAGGGCUACAUCUGGAUGGCGCAUCGCUCCCCGGGCGGUGUGACAUGGCAGCUAGCGGAGCACAGCAAGCGGAGGUGGGAGGAGAUGGCGGGCGGGCUGGAGGCGGACCACCGGCGCCUCACAGGCUGCUCCCAGGGGCUGGGGCGCAUGACCACAGGCAAGGGCUCAGCGGCUGGGGCGCAUCAAUACAGGCAUGGGUUGUGGACGUGCGGUGGCUGAGCAGCAUAUUGGUGCCAUCACAGCCGUCCCACGCAGCCCCACUGGAGCAGCACCACCAGGCGCUGCAGCAGGAGGGGCUGCCAGCGCACCUGCUGUCCCCUGCCGCCCUGAGGGACGUGGAGCCGGCGCUGCAGCUGCCGGCUGGGUGCUCGUCCGCGCUGCUGCUGCCCUCCGACUGGCAGCUCGAUGCCCGCCUCGCCAUGCACGCCCUGCUCGCUCGGUGUCGCCAGCAUGCCGCAUCGGGGCGCUACAUGGAGCUGUUUGAAGAGAGCGCCACUGAAUUCCUCUGGGCGGCAGGAGGCGGCAGGGUGGUGGGAGUGGAGACGGGGCAGCGGAGGGUGGUGGCAGCGCAGGCGGUGGUGGUGGCGACGGGCACGUGGUCCUCGGGCUUCAUCGCCCACGCCCUGCUUCACACCGCCCCUGCCUACGCCACCGCCCCGCAAGCCUCUCAUGAUGGCCCUCCCACAGAGGAGAGUCCAAGCAGUCUGGGCGGCAGUACAGCAAGCACCAGGGAUGGCAGCAGGGAGCAGGAUCCGGUGGUGCCUCACGUGCGCCCUCGCAAGGGCUUCCUGUUGCAGCUCAAGGACGUGCCCCCCUCGCUCUCCCUGCGCCAUGCCCUCAUGGAGUUUGACUACACCGCCAACUAUGCCGCCCCCUCAGCUCCCACUGCCUCGCCUGCCACCCCACGGCUCUCUCCCAGCCCCACCACCACAGCCACCAUGCAGCCGCCCCCGCCCGCUGCCAUCUCCAUGACUGCCACGUGCGACCACCUCGGCCACCUGCUCAUCGGCAGCAGCAGGGAGCUGGCGGGUUUCAGUGUGGAGCCCCAUGCGCCCACCAUCGCUGCCAUUGUGCGCCGCACGGCCAUCUUCCUGCCCUCCCUCGCACAUCUGCUGCAGCAAGCAGAGGACGAGGCAAUAGCUGCUCGGGUGAAUGUUGUUCGCACGGGGCUGCGCCCAUAUGCACCGGAUGGGAGGCCUCUGAUUGGCCCCGUGGACUCACUUCCAGGUGUUCUCUUUGCAUUGGGCCACGAGGGGUCGGGCCUGCUGAUGGCGCCAGGCACAGCUGACAUGAUAAUGGCAUAUCUGGGGCGAGGCAGCAUGCCUGUGGACGCCCAUCCCUUCCUGCCUCAGGGGCGUCUCCUCUCACUGCAGCAGUUGCAGCACAUGCAUCCUUGA